AAUGACGCCGAGUUAUCGAUUCACUGCCUCCCUCUCCUCCCUCUCCCUCUCUCUUUUCCUGUCUCUUUCUCGCUGCAUCACGAUUCUGCGCAUAAUGCGAACGGCGAGAGGGAAAAACGGGAAAGCCUGAAAUUAAUUCGUUUAAUUCGGAGCCAGAUGGCUCCGAGUACUUGGAGUACGCUCGUAACUAUACGCGUGUAAAUUUUUUUCAGCAAAUUAGCGAAAAUCGAGCUUCGCUGGAUCGGAGAAAAUUCCAUUAUAGAACGUCGAGGUUAACGAUGCGCUAGUUUGCGGACCGCCGCGCGGGUCGCCGGUUUUAAUCAAUCUAGAAUUAGCGUCUCUUUCAGAUUACAAUAUGCCGCUGUGUAACGCACAGUAGCGGAGGCGGAGAAGCGAGCAUUAAGAUGGAUAUGUCAGUUAAUAUUGGAACGAUCGUGGGUGGGGCGUGUGACGACCGCGAUUAUUAAAAAUUCACACGUAUCAACGAUCGAUCAGUCCUUUCAAAGUGGAGAAAGAGAAAGAGAGAGAGAGAGAGAGAGAGAAAGAAAGAAAGACAAAGAGGAAGAGGUCAACCGGCAGAUGCGGAACGCGAUAACGAGAGCCACACAAUCGGGCCAGCUACGUAUAUAUACACGAAACGUCAUCGGUCACGGCCGGCUGCGCUUUCAGGAAAAAAAAAAAUGCCGGACAUUCCAGCGGAGCGCUCGACCGUCCGUUAAACCGAGGAGCGGAGAUUCAUCCACAGAGAAACGUGAACUUAAAGAGAGUCAUCGGCGACAUGGUACGACAGUAGGAUCACGUUGGAUGGUUGGAUCUCGUCGUGCGUCACACGACGACACGACGAGAUAUAGCGUCUCUUUGUCGAUGCGCAGCGACACCGUCGGUUAAUAAGCGAGAGUCGAGGCUUCCUCCACGGCUUCUUAUUCGUCCUACCAGCAUCAAGCGUGGCUCGCGUCACGUUGCCGCGAUCGUUGCGGGCGUUGCAGACGUCGCAGGACGCAGUGAGUUGCAGCCAGUUGCAGUUGCGACACGGUCGGAAUUGUGUGCGCGCGCGCGCGCACUCUUUCUCUCUCUCUCUCUCUCUUUCUCUCUCCGUCUCGUUCUCUCGCACGCUUUCCUUCUCUCUCGCACGCGCUUUGGGAACCGUGAGAGCUUGAGACGAGUGGAUCGCACGGUUAGAAUGUAGAUCGAUGGUGUGCGAUCGAGGCCGUCAGUGUUCACGCGACAUCGUGUUCCGUCCGGCUUCGUUGCGCGCGGCGACCCGCGGCUUCGGACGGAAGUGAUCGACCGAGAGGAAUAAUCGGCGACGACGUGCGGCGGAACUGGAAGCGCUGAAGCUAGAUGAACUACGAUGGACUACGUUCGUCAGCUUUGACGCGGAAGGAUGUAGCGCGCGUCUUUGUGUCAGGUUAAAAUUGACGACGUACGAAUCGUCGAUCCUAAAUCUCGCAAUGAGCUCGCAACCGAUUGUGGUGCCUGGUGGAGAGCAUCGUCUUCAGCCGGAGACUCAUUCUGUACCUGUUGGAAGUUCAGCGGACUCCUACAAGACCAUGACACCGCCAAACGUCAGCAGAUCCCUCAGUCAACCAGCGGAUCGACAACUUCGAAGAAGCAGCGUCCAAGCACAGUCUACACCAUUACCUAAACUUCCAUCAACUGAGUCCCUUGCAACAAGCAUAAAUAUUACAGCCGGUGCACCUCCAAUUUCUCCAGGGAUCUCUGGUAUGGGCGAAGGUAGUCAAAAAAUGGAUAAUUCAUCAGACAAGUCGUUAGAUUCUUGCAAAUUAACGCGAAAGGAAUCGUAUAAGGCUCAAAGAAAGAAUUAUCGAAUGGAAAAGAAAAGAGUAGCCGAUGAACUUUUAAGUUCUUUCAAAGAUCCAACCGUUAUUGUUAUGAGUGAUUGGUUAAAAGUUCGCGGCACAUUGAAAAGUUGGACCAAGUUAUGGUGUAUUCUGAAACCUGGAUUAUUGCUGCUGUACAAAAGUCCAAAAACGAAGAGUAAUCAUUGGGUUGGAACGGUAUUACUCAAUACAUGUCAAGUUAUAGAACGUCCGAGUAAAAAAGAUGGAUUUUGUUUUAAAUUAUUUCAUCCGUUGGAGCAAUCUAUAUGGGCUCCUCGAGGACCAGAAAAAGAAGCUAUUGGUGCUGUAGUACAACCUUUACCAACAUCUUACUUAAUCUUUCGAGCACCAUCUCAAGCGGCAGGCAAAUGUUGGUUGGACGCACUUGAACUGUCGUUACGUUGUUCUUCGUUAAUAGUACGCUCGACAAGCGCAUUACCGCGUCCUUUACCACACGAUGCAACCACCACUCAUGAAACUCAAUGGAGCGAGGCUGAUUAUGAAAAGCACUUUGACGAUCAUGUAUAUUUAAGUCGCUAUGCUCCAAGAACACCUACGACCCCUCAAAGACGCUUGUUAUCUCAUCCGCAAUCACUCUCUCCCGCUGUAACUCGCGAUAGAAGUAUUUGUCCCUCGCCAACUCCAAUGUUUCAACAUCUUUGUCACGCAGUCGCGUAUUGGGAAAAACUUUUACUUGAUCGAUCUCCCACACCUGGAACAGACCAAGAAAAUAUUGCGUCUUUGAUCCCUAAUGAGGAAUCAGAUGGUGGUGAUACUCAACCAUCUGGAUCUUCAUAUUUUGCUUCUGCAUCUCAUCCACCAGUUUCCCCAGCACGUCGCAUGACUGUUCCUUCUGUACAUGUCUUAGAGUAUGAUACCCGUCAAGUAGUAACGCUAGAUCCUGUGUACCCCUCGCAUACAGACCUGGACGAUAUUAGUCAGCCAGAGAAUGGAGUAGUAGCUGAUGCUGAAAUCAGUGCCUCGGACAGUGAAUCUGAAGCAUCAGCCAAAGAAGAUCAAUCGGAGCCAAUCACCGAAACACCAUACACAGCUAAUGAAAAUGAAAUUCUUGGAACGGCCGGUGAAGUCGUUACAGAACUGCAAGAAGAACAAAAGUCUUUGAUAUGGUUCUUAAUGAAACAAGUUCGCCCUGGCAUGGAUCUAUCUAAAGUUGUAUUGCCAACUUUCAUUCUGGAAUCACGGUCAUUUCUAGAAAAACUAGCCGAUUCGUAUUAUCACGCCGAUUUAUUGUCCCAAGCAGUAUUGGAAGAUGAUGCAUUUACACGUAUGAAAGCCGUAGUGAAAUGGUAUUUAUCGGGAUUUUACAAAAAACCACAAGGCUUGAAAAAGCCAUAUAAUCCGCUUUUGGGCGAAACAUUCCGCUGUUAUUGGCAACAUCCUAAUGGUUCAAGAACAUUCUAUUUAGCCGAACAAUUAUCGCAUCAUCCACCUAUCUCAGGAUUUUAUGUGACAAAUCGUCAAGAUGGAUUUACUAUCAGUGCUACGAUCAUUGCAAAAUCUAAAUUUUAUGGAAAUUCGACCUCUGCAGUUUUGGAUGGUAUUGCUGUAUUGACGAUGUUGCCGAGAGGCGAAGAUUAUACAAUGACAAUUCCUUAUGCACAUUGCAAAGGCAUUCUUAUGGGGACAUUAUCUAUGGAACUCGGUGGAAAAGUGAACAUAACAUGUGAGAAGACCGGCUAUCACACAGAAUUAGAAUUUAAACUUAAGCCGUUUCUUGGCGGUGCGGAAUUAAUGAAUCAAGUUGUAGGACGAAUACGCCUAGGAAAAGAAACUUUGGCUACUAUUAUGGGGUACUGGGAUGGAUUGAUUUUAAUAACGGACAAACGGACAGGGCAAGAAAACAUUUUCUUCAAUCCUACUCCGGAAAUACGCAAAAAAAGAUUGAAAAAAUAUACUGUUCCUUUAGAACAUCAGGGAUCAUGGGAAAGUGAAAAAUUGUGGUUGGCUGUUACACAAGCUAUUAAUAGGGACGACCAGGUUGCCGCUACUGAGGCUAAAACUCGACUUGAGGAAGCACAAAGAGAACGCGCUAAAGAGCGAAAGAGUCUAGGACAAGAAUGGAUUCCAAAAUAUUUCGUUCAAGAUAUUAUAACUGGAAAUUGGGUUUAUCGGCAUGCUGAUAUAAGACCAUGGGAUCCGAGAAACGAUGUAGUACAAUAUGAAGAAAAUUAUAUAGUGCGCACAAAGACUAGGCAUAAAACACCUAUUAUGCGUACUGGUAGUAUUGUUUCUACUGACCCCCAAUCACAGAUCCCAUUAUUACAAGCUGAAUCACGUUCCUCCUUAUCAGUGCUCAAAUCUUCUAAGAGGCAGCUAUCAAAUAAUAUGCCUUUAACAGAGACUCAUGAUUCUGGAAGUUCAUCUGCGGAGGCACAUACCGAUUCUAGUCAAUCAUUAGGAAAAAGAAAACGUUCAGCCACUAGGUUAAUUGACAUAAUGAAACAAGUUGAGCAUCAAAUGAUAGAACAUGGUGAGAAAUUGAAUCGUAUACAGCAGAUUGUAGAACAAGUUGUAAGAAAGCAAAGAGAAUCUGGUGAACAGCAUCAUACCAUAAAUAUGUCUAAGAGUUUCGUGGAUACUAUACUUAUUAUUGUUAUCGUUUUUUCCGUGCAAUAUUUUUUAAACAUAUGGCAUAAUGAUCCAACUAAAGAUUGAGGGAUUUUAAUAUUGUUCUCUCUCUAUCUAUUGUGUCACACUGUAUUUGAAUUAUAUGUAUCACUUUUUUUCCUAUCUUCUAAAAUUCUUGCAGCGUGGUGUCGGUAUUUUAUGAUCACGGUGGAAUGGAUCGUUUUACAAAAGAAGUAUAAUAAUAUAAUUUUUAUUUCAAAACACCAUAACGUGAAACAUUCUCAUUGAUAUAGAAAUAUAAAGUAUUAAGAGAAAAAAAAUAUAUAUAUAUUAAGAGUUCUACAUGUUACACAUCCCGUGCAAUGAUAUUUUGUUAUAUAGAUGUAGAAAUAUAAGAAAAUUUAAAUCCAAGAAGUUACAAUCCAUAUUGUAUAUAAGGUUUAAUAUCGGAAGAAUUAUAAGUUCUCGAAUUAUAUAUAAUAUAUAUAUAUU
This is a messenger RNA of Mycetomoellerius zeteki, 4922 nucleotides long. It is a transcript of the gene Orp8, whose product is annotated as Oxysterol-binding protein-related protein 8. Gene Ontology annotation, molecular function: cholesterol binding. The transcript has 17 exons. The coding region runs from base 1452 to 4517 and encodes 1021 amino acids. The record is from RefSeq and is a predicted model, not a curated record. Gene Ontology annotation, cellular component: cytosol; membrane; cortical endoplasmic reticulum. NCBI's taxonomy places the organism in Eukaryota, Metazoa, Arthropoda, Insecta, Hymenoptera, Formicidae.